Cephus cinctus (wheat stem sawfly) is the source of this 5385-nucleotide messenger RNA. RefSeq lists its product as uncharacterized. The transcript has 6 exons. NCBI's taxonomy places the organism in Eukaryota, Metazoa, Arthropoda, Insecta, Hymenoptera, Cephidae. The record is from RefSeq and is a predicted model, not a curated record. Bases 1344 to 4832 code for a protein of 1162 amino acids.
UUCCAACAUCUGCUAAGACUCAUUGUCAGACAGAGGAUCCUAACAGUUGGUCCUUUGAAGAACAGCUGAAUAGAAGUCCACAUAGCACGGGGAUCAAAUUUAUACGCAAUUUGAAAAUUACCACUCGAAAAACAGACCCACGCAAGAGACGGGGAAGAGUCGUUCGGUAUCUGAGAUUAAAAAGUAAUUUUCAAAGUUUACGAACCACGCGAAGGUAACGGUCAAUUUUUUUGGGAUUCUCAAAAGGUGCAGCACGCGAGUCUUCAAUUACAUGGAUACAAAAGAGGGCUACUUGUGCUAAGAAAACAAAAGAAGAAAUAAGUGUGGCAAGUUACAAAUUAGGGAAAGCCUCCCCUCUUCGAGGAAGACAAACUUUAUUUAAUUCUGCACUUGACGAUCGCCACAAGAAAUACAAUAAUCGUCUUGUGAUUUAGUUGUUUGUCCGAUUCUCUUUGUCUUGAGGAUAUUUUUAAAAAAAUUCAUCGCAAAUUUGCCGACGGCAACAAAACGUAACGUCAAGACAUUUCGAGCCGCUUCAAAAUCGAAGCGCGUAAUUGACCAUAAGGCAUAUCGCAUUUAUACGCCAUUCACUUCUGUUUAAAGCUGCGGGGAUCUCUUGUAACGAGACCGGAAGAAAAGAACUCCCCUGGGAGUAUUUGACGAAUCGUGAAAUCUUAUUCGCGUGAAUGUAACGGUGCGUAUAAAAGCACUAUAAUUUUAUAAACCGCAACGAUCAACGACCAUCGGAAGAAUAGCCACUUAUUUUACGACACGUUUCUAUGAAGUGUAAAAAAAAGGUUUUCCACGUGAAUCCGAAGGAAUUAAGAGAAUUUAAAAAAAGGAAUUAAUCUGACGUUGAUUAAACAUACGACUUUCUCCAUAGUUCAUUACUAACGAGGAGGAAAGGGAAUUUCGUUAACCGGUUACCAACUGUAACUAUCAGAAAAAUUCCGGUAUACUAAUUCCAGUAUCGGUACACGGCUUUGUACACGAGGAUCGAACAAGAAUUUCAAUAAGCGAGAAGACAAUUGACCUGGAACAUGAAGAGAAAGAAUAUCCCUAAUAUUGAAUAGUACGUAAAACACGAGGAACCAGGAGUGAAGGUUGGAGAACGAAAAUUUUUUGUGUCCUAGCAUCCCGUUAUAAAUGAAGGGGAAUCGUCGGUCAUUCAGCCACCGUUCAAUCAGUAAGAACUUGCCUACGACAACAUACCAAAGACUGGUUCAGGGACUCGUUUGUUUUUUUCGUCCUUACAACUCACCCACUUCUACCUCCUCCACGGGACAAGGUAAAGGUGGCCGGCACUUAGCAUACGUACAUAGUAAAGGUUAUUCAACUCGAGAAUGGAGCUACUCGGAGUAACGGUUUGGACUCGGACCUCGUGGAGGAACGUACAAAGUGAAAAAAUGCGGCUAAAACCUCUAGGUAUCCUAGUGAUCCUGUUUCUGUCAGGAUACUGCGAUGCUAGACCACAGAAAGACGCAACAGGAUCACAGGAAUCAAGAGCACAAGAGAAAGGGGAAGAGCGGUUGCCAUUGGAAGAAAAAAAUAUUUCAGCGAGUCAAACCGUCAGGGGGAAUAACAGUGGUCAGACAAGCAAUGGCAACAGAGAAUUCAAAGAUCUUCAAGAUAUGGACCAGUCGCUGAGGACCGUGGCCACACAGUUGCUCAACGUAACAAAUCCUGACGAAUCAAACACAAAUGUCGAAUCUAAAACUGUUAACGAUGGCCCCUCAAAACUUUUAUCAGUUGGAAAGUCUGAAAAAGUCAAGAAAACAGAAAACAUUGUGAGCAAGGAGAAGCCAGAAGAGAGCAGUUCGUUAAUAAAGGAAAUAAAUUCUGAAAUAAGCAAUUUGGAGUCUAUGGGUGUGAGCUUUGGCAGACCAGUUAAUUCAAAAUUCGGAUAUUUUGAAAGUGGCCAUCCGGGACAAGCAAUGGCAAUUACCGAAGAGGAACUAGAAAAGGAAUUAAGUGGCAUAAGGGAAACAACAGUGACUAAAAACGUUCCAACGACUUCCGGUGGAAUUUCCACUUGGAUUCUAUUAAACCCUCCAUCAACCACCCCAAAGACAGAACAGGAAGUGGAAAAGAAAAUUGAGAAAAAACCCGAAUCUCAACCUCAGCCUAUUAUAAAGUCUACAGCUACGAUACAAAAGGUAGAGCAAUCCUCAAAAAUUGAACCCAAACCAACAGCAACUAUAGAAAAAGUUCAAGCACAAACAACAUCUGAGAAGAAUUCACAAACAACAAGCAAAGUUGUUCCUGCCAGUACAAGAAGAACAACAGCAAUACCGAGACCGGAUAGAAUAAUGCCGAGUACUGAAAAAGUGGAUAAGCAAAUUACGACAACAACAACAACCAGAAGUAGAAUUCCUACUGACAAAAUUGAGAGCAUCACGACACCAAGAAUAACUACAACCAAGAAAGUAAAUAUUCCUAGUCGCACGACAGUUAAAACAAAAGUAUCAAUUGGUUAUGGAAGCAGUACCACUCCGAGACCAUCGAGUACAAAGAUCAUGAGGCCCAACUUCAGCAAACCCAAUAAACAACCAAGCAGAACAACCACACAGAACCCGGCAUCUGUCAAGACUGACAACACGUCCAGUCCUAAAAUUGAAAAAGUUACUUUCCGACCAGUUCAAAUGAUUUCCACGUCUAAACCUGAACGACCGAUGUUCAUUAAUAAGAUAAAGGCUUCCGUUCUCACUGAAAUGCAAAAAAGCACUACCAUACCACCAGCAACAAUUACUCCCAAGAUACAGCAUACAGCGUCCAACUUUACCGGAUCCGACCUCGUUGAAGUACCGAUGAAAAUAAAAACUGAAGGAUCUAAGGUCAAUAACGUGCUUAAGGUUCAGCUAAAGAAACCAGUAGAUGAAACAACCACGAUUGAGAUUGAGCCGAUAAAGGUGAACACGCCGGUAUUGAAUAUUGAAAAAGUUGAAAAGGUCGAUAAAGUCAAUAAGGAUACAAAGAAGAUUUCAAAGACACAGGAGACUAACGAACAAGUUCAGGAGGUUCUGAAUAAUUCGCAGAUCGAUUUGAAGUUUGAUUUCAAUCCAGAAUUGACUAAGGUUCAUAUGGAAAGUUCUACUGAAGUUGGAACUACAAGUACCACAAAGAGACCUAGACAUAGUUCUAAUAAACGUAAGAAGAAUAAGGUCAGAAGGCGAAAACCUUUAACUUCGACAACUUUAUCAACGUCCACUACCUCUGCUUCGACGACGUUGGCAGAAUCAUAUGAAAUUUCUACAGAGUCGAAUGUCAUUGAGAAUUCCAUUCAAGAAUCUAAGGUAGAGCCAGAGACCAAUUUGGCGAAUGCGACAAAGAAAACAAAAAAGCCAUUACAGAAACCCAUUAGUACACAAAUAUAUAAUUUUCUUAGUAGAGAAGUCAUGCCCAGUUUUGGGGUAAUGUCUUUGGUAGGUUUGGGUCUUGGAUUAGCCUCAUAUUUCCUUUAUCCAUUUGGCGGUGUCAUAACACGACGUAAUUACGAUGUAGAGCCUAAUUAUAAGUAUAAUCUGGACGAGUAUGGCGGAAAUUAUGGCCAGAACGAGGAGGAAGUAUUUUCAAAAGUUCUGCAGGGUAUGACGAAUCAUGAUUCGAAGUUCGGAGGUAUCAAGGAUUAUGAGAAUAAUUAUUAUCGGUAUCAGCAUUAUGAUGGGCCUUAUGUGGACCCAAAGGCCACCAAAAACACUGACCAGAGGUAUCCGACUUCUGUGGCUCCUUCUUAUGGACCCAUUGAGAAUGCUUAUGACCUCAAGUAUCGUAAUACGGAAUUCAAGUAUCCUGACGUACCGACAACGUCAAACUACUACGACCGACAGAAGCAAGAGUUCGCUGCGACCAACGACGCCACAGGGAAUCCACAAUUUGUUGUUGGUAAUGUACCCAAGGAGUACUCAACAUUUGAGAAGAAGGCCGGGGACCAAACGAAUUCGAAUCAUCGCGACAAGGAAAAUGUUCAAACGACAUUUGAACAGAAUAUUGCUCAAAAUUAUAAUUUCCCAAAAAACCCUGUGAAUCUUCCACAAAAUUUUGCGCAACCCGAAGCCCAAGCAUUAAGAGUUGAGGGUCCAUACGAAGAGAUACAGAUAUCACCCACUGCAGUGGCAGUAGAACAUGGUCCUAGAGCGUUGAAAGUGAAGAGAUCUGCAGAUCUUCAAAAUAUGAAGCUAUCGAGAAAAACAAGGGAAUCCGUUAUUCAGAUUAUUCCGUCAAAGAGCGAAAUGGAAAUGGAAGAGAAGGAAAUGGAGAACGAGGAGAAUUUGAGUAAUGAAAUUCUUGAUAUAUUAGACUCUGUUAUACCAGGAAGUGAAGCCGAGAAGAAGCACAAGGACAAAGAAGUGCUUCACAAGAUCAAUGAGCACGUAAAAGCUGAGAAGAAGAAACAUGAUGAGAAGUUGAAGAGUCACGAGAAACAUGAUCACACCGAGAAGAUUGAAGCUGCGUCGAAGUUGCAAGAUGAAGCGACAACUUCAACGCCAGCAGAAAAGAGGGCCGACACUACCAGUAUGGAGGCUUCGAGAGAAGAGAGCACACAGGCUUCGUCAACAAGCAAGUAUGAAAGUACAACGUAUAAAUUUACUGAAGACAGUGAAGAGGAUGAAGAAGACGUGAAGGAUAAUGAAGAUACAACUGUGGAACCAUCGGAUGAUAUUACAACGGAAAAAAGUGAAAACGAACAUGAAGAGGGCUACACUGUCUUCGGCUUUGUGAAGAGGAUCGCUGAGAUCAAAUUUCGACUUGGUUUAACAAUACUGAAACAUGCUAGUGAGGGUUUUGCUAGAUACUUGGGUCAUGUUCAGAAAAGGAUUAACGGAGAGGAGUAAAUAGGUAAAAUUCAUAAUAAUGCCUCUCUUCGAAUGGUAUAUGCUUCAGUUUUAGAUCUGAAGAACUGAAAAAUUGAACUCGAUAACUAUUGCGAAUGCACUUGAACAUUCACGAUUAAUUUGAAUGAUGGUCAAGUGCAUUCUGUGGUCCAUCAUUUUUCAAAAUCUUGGAACGCUACAUUACGUCCCGUUUCCAUUAGAAUUUGAAAAAUUUUUAUGAUAUUGCUCUCUUAGGUAUUCACGUCACUUUUAUUUUUGCUACUGAGCAUAUUGCAAUGACUUCGUAUUGGCUAUUAAUAUACAGUAUGAUUUUAGUAUUAAGGUAGUAUUAAAUAAAAAUAUCAAAUAUAGAAAAUGCUAUAGUAAUUCAGAUACUGUUACAUUUUCUAUAUUUUGGUUGAGUCUAAAAAAAUAUUCGACUAGCGAAAAAAAAAACAUAAUAAUUUAUUGUAAAGUAUAUAAAUAUAAGUACAUAUAAUAUAAUGCGAUAUUCUUUAAUGUAAAUAAAUUAUAAGGAUUCUUGGACAAGCGAAAAUACACGCAUAUAAUAUUA